GGGAGUCUGCCAUCGGGCCGAGACAGGCUGCUCCAGCGGUCGAACAAGUGCCAGUUGCUCGGCGGCAGUUGCCGGAGUUACCACGGCUGAACACACGUCCGCGUCCUUAGCUCGAGGAUAUCCUCUUUUGCAUGUAGAUCUACCCUCAGUUCGGUGUCCGUUGUUUGUUGUUCACCGUUUGUUUAUUAAUCGUUGCUGGUUACCCAUUACUCGUUAUUUAUUCUUCGCUCACUGUUUGUCCUUCGUUGUUCGUCGUACGUCGUUCACUGUUUGUUGAUUAUCCCCUAUUGCUUCUCUGUUGUUGGUUAUUUAUUGUUUGUUGAUCGCUACGUAUUCUCGGUUGUCGUCGUUCGUUGUUGAGUCACACGACACGGAAAGUAAAACGGGAAAUCGAGUCGCCUUUCGAUUCGCGCGCUGCCAGCUCCGAAAUCUUGCCAGGGAAAAGGAAAGUGGGCAACGGAGGGCAGGAUCCGCGAGACAGCGCGCGACACGGUACGCAAACAGAGAUCAUGAAAAGGAGGAUGCCAUGUGCCUGGAACAGUGAGUGCGUGUGAGUGGCCAGUGCGUGUAAGUACGUGCGUGUCGGACCAGUGGCUUCGGUCCUUCGCCCCUCGAGGACGUACUACCACCACCAGCCGAGGACACGAUGAUGAUCCCGAUGAUACGCGCUGCCAUCCUCCUAUCCGUCUUCGUUCAUCUCGAUGCCGUCGCAAACACCAUCACUAUGGCCAAGGAGGAGUGCAGGAGGAGGAUAGCCGAGUGCACGAUGAGUGACGGUGCGAGCACACCGGUAUGUGGGAGCGACGGUGUUACGUAUUCAAGUCAGUGUCGGGUCAUCUCGAAGCAGUGUCAAGGCAUGUCCAUCCUUAUCAAACACACUGGUCCUUGUCCAGAGACACCGGCGUGCUUCUCCGCGAGGUUGACCGCCAGGCCAGGCGCGCGACCAGUCUGCCGGCCCGAUGGCACUUACGCACCUGUGCAAUGUCACGAGGAAACCGGGUACUGUUGGUGUGUGACGCCGCAGGGCAGACCGCUGCCCGACACCUCGGUAAGACACCAAAGACCAAGAUGUUUGAAACCCGGUCCCAGAUCUGCUGCUUCCACCAGGAGCGGGCAAAGGAGGCGCUCGCCGAGCUGGAAGCAGCGAAGGCAGUACAGCAGUAAGCACAGGAACACCUGCGAUCGCGCGGAGAAGUCCAAGUUUAACGGGAACCUAAUCGAGAACUUCAAGAUCGAGUAUAGGCGGACCAACAUCUCCACCGACGUAGGCGACAAGAACGUGGAGCGCGUGUUGUCGUGGAAAUUCGUCACCCUCGACAAGAACGGCGACGGUUACCUGGACAGAGCAGAAUACAAGGAGCUAAGGAGACUCGCGAAGAAGGCGGUAAGGCCGAAGAAAUGUGCUCGCACGUUCGCCCGCACGUGCGACCUAAAUCGGGAUUUGAAACUCUCCAGGCAAGAAUGGGGUGCCUGCCUUGCGAACGACUUCACUCUACGUUUGUUCUUGUCGCUGAACCCCGCAGACGAGCGCCCCGAGGUCCCUGAGGCCCAGAGGACCCGGGCCAUGGACCAAGUGUUAAAAGGAAACCCUGCACCGGUACAUUCCCGACCAACAUUCAAUGAUGAUCCUACGGACACUAAAGAAGAUAGCGAUGCAAAUGAUUGUUUAACUGAUAGAAGAUCUGUACUGGAAGAUGAGAGGCAGCAUUCUCAAGAGAAAUUCUAUGUACCUGAAUGUACUCCUGAUGGAAGGUAUCAUCGAGUGCAAUGUUAUUCUGGCUACUGUUGGUGUGUAUACCAGGAUACUGGCAAACCAAUCCCUGGAACAUCUUCUAAAGACCGUACUCCAAAUUGUAAUCCAGUACCAACUCCUAGCAGACCCAUGAAAGGUUGCCCAGAGCAAAAGAAACAAUUGUUUCUACGAGAUUUAAUGGAUCUAAUGCAAAAGAAGAUGAAAGCCUCUGGGACAGAUUCAGAUGAAACAACAGCUAAGUGGCAAGCUUCGAAAGAAGAGCAAAUAGCAACUUGGCACUUUGUUAUGCUCGAUAAGAAUAAAAAUAAGGUUCUAGAAAGGAAAGAGUGGAAAAGUUUCCGUACAAUGGUAGCAAGUAAUAGACAGCUUCAAAGAUGUGGCAAAAGAUUGCCUAGAUACUGUGAUAUCAACAAUGAUAGGAGAAUUAGUAUGACUGAGUGGCUCAGUUGUCUAAAUGCUCAACGUCCUAUGCCAUCUGAUAGCACAGAAAAAGCAUCAACGAGUAAACCGAAAAGGAUGGGUCCCAAUCCAUUGGAUCAACUCCUUAAAAACGACGAUGAUUAAAAAUUUAUGUGAUAUAAUGUGUGUUUGUCAUUUCAUCAGUACUCUUAGUGAUCAUUCAUUUAAUACAUUGAUCAUAACACGAGCAAAUGGAACUUUUAAAGGAAAGCCAGUUAGUGUUAACAGAAUUCUAUUUGUAUUUUUUUUUAUAUCCGGUGAUAAAUACCACUGUCACGUCAUUUAUUUUAAUAUAGAUGAUAUUUAUCUGUACCUCACAGAUUAAUAAAUUCAGUAGUGUAUUUUAGCAUAAUGAUGAAGUGUAGUUAUAAGUAUAAAAAUAAUGAAGUAUUAUGGACAUACGAUCGUGUAUAUAUUUAAUAUUUUUGUUUCGGUGCUAUGCACGAUACCGCUUUCUCAUGACUACGAUAAUGCAAAUGCCAAGUUAGGUUUACAAUAUGCCGAUUGCUAUAGAACUCACUAAUUUUAAUGUGUUUGUUACAUGAAUACGACUCAAAAUUUUGUUAUAAUUUAGGCUUAAUCAAUUUAGGCUUAUACACUUAUAUGAUUUCUUUC
Messenger RNA from Nomia melanderi (Alkali bee), 2827 nucleotides. RefSeq names its product SPARC related modular calcium binding-like protein magu (gene magu). Lineage: Eukaryota; Metazoa; Arthropoda; Insecta; Hymenoptera; Halictidae. Gene Ontology annotation, cellular component: basement membrane. Gene Ontology annotation, biological process: extracellular matrix organization. The record is from RefSeq and is a predicted model, not a curated record. Gene Ontology annotation, molecular function: protein binding; calcium ion binding; heparin binding.